CGCGACUUUGUAAAAUCAAAAAAAGUAACUUUUUUUUUUACGCUUCUCUUUCAUUUUUUACAUUCUCUUUUUCUUUUUACUUUUUUAAUACAAUGACUUCACCUGCGAAACCUAUCAAAGGAAUUCUUAAACAUCACCAACAAGGAAAUAGCUCGAGUACUAAUGAACCUCAUUUGAAAUGGGAUGAAGACAAUCUUAUGCUAACCGAACAACAGAAAGACUCAACUAUGAAGGUAGAUGAACCCAAAACUCCCUAUAUUCGUUAUGAUGCGCAAACAGACCAGGUGAUGAAUCUACCAGAUAAUCUUGGGUAUCGGGCAAAACUUGGACCUGAAGAUAUUGAUGAAUUUGCUUUGGAUGGUGGUCAUGAAUCAGAUCGAUCAAGCGUCUCAAGUGGAAGAAAAGUUCGUCAAGUAUCUAUCAGUGAUGAUGAAUGGGCAGAUUCGGGCGAUGAAGAAGAAGACGAACAAGCUAAGAAGCGACAUGAAGAAUUUGCAAAGAAAAGGGCGAUGCAUUAUAAUAUGGGAAAUGUUUUACAUCAUCCAAUUAGAAACGACGAAGACGAUGAGGAUGAUGAUGAAGAGGAUGAAGAAAAUACUACUGUCAAAAAUCAUGAUCAUAUACCACCUGUUCCCCCAUUACCUCAAUAGUAUAGUAUUAUAGUAUAGUUAUAGUUUUUUUUAUUUUAUUUCAUUCAGUGUCAUACCAGUUAUCUAAUUUGAAUAAGAAUAAAGGACUGUAUCGUUACAU
Messenger RNA from Halteromyces radiatus, 750 nucleotides. RefSeq lists its product as uncharacterized. Gene Ontology annotation, molecular function: protein phosphatase inhibitor activity. Bases 93 to 650 code for a protein of 185 amino acids. Gene Ontology annotation, biological process: regulation of signal transduction. Lineage: Eukaryota; Fungi; Mucoromycota; Mucoromycetes; Mucorales; Cunninghamellaceae. The record is from RefSeq and is a predicted model, not a curated record. The transcript is spliced from 4 exons.